Messenger RNA from Klebsormidium nitens, 1008 nucleotides. NCBI's taxonomy places the organism in Eukaryota, Viridiplantae, Streptophyta, Klebsormidiophyceae, Klebsormidiales, Klebsormidiaceae. The record is from the annotation of a GenBank genome assembly.
AUGGCCUCACCCUGGAAGCACCUUCGAAUCGUGGUGCUACACUACUCGGCGAAGAAGAUUCCCUGGACGCGGAGCGGAGGCGGGCGGCCGCGGCGCAUCUGGAGUAGUAUGCAAAGAUCGUCGAGCAGGCAGGAGGUUCAGACGGGGGAGGUGCGAGCCAUAUCGGAGUGGUGGGUUAAACGAGGCAACCAGGCGCUGAAAGCCUGCACUACCCACGCGAAGCUGACGCGAGAUCCAGAGAAGCUGAUAAUGAACAUCCUGCUGCUAAAGAGGGCUCUGAUCGAGAGCCCGCGAGAGUACCCCCAGUGCGCCCAUCUAGUUGGGUUUGGGAAAGAGCCGGAACCGGAGUCGUUCAAGGGAUACACUGACAAAGGGGAGCUGCUUCUACACGUAAGAAAGCGGGUGAAGCUCGCCCAGGAAGAGCGGGAGGGGUUGCGGGCGGCCGCAAAGAUGACGGGCCUGCGCUUAGACAUCGAGGCCUUUUCGGUCGACGCGCACCCCUACUUCUCCGGCAUGCUGCAGGACUACUUUCAUGCACGGCUGGAAGACGAGAGUUUCAUUCAGCUGCUGCCUCUUCCGCUCCCGCUCGUCGCUCGUGGCGUUGUCUUCACUUUCUCAUUUCCAUCCAAACUUCGCCCCCCGGAUGCGGACGCCCGCUUCGGGAUGAGAGAUUGUUUUCUCUCCUGCCGUCAGCGGUGCAAACGGACACGCUGGCCAGAACUCAACGCCAUGGACGAAUUCGUUGCCGUGAGCCCCUUCAUUCCCUGCUACCGGUGCUGGUUCCAAGGCUGCAAAUACGAAGACUCAAAAAACGGGGCGUUCUUCAUGGGAUACUGCGAGCGCCUCAAAACGAUCGGGGAAAAGGGCGGAGGGUGUUGGAUAAAGAUGCGGAAAGACGGACCCACGUGGCCCACGUGGAGUGCGGAAAAGUGGUCGAGGCCGGGCUUGAGAAGCCAGAAAACUGCGGGAACAAGGGGUGGUGUCUGUAUAGCCUGGUACCUUGGCUAA